AAUGGGCGCAUAAUUCCGCGGCAGUUUCAACUGGAAGCGACGAUUGCUAUGAUGGAAUUACGCGAUUCUUUGAUUGAUGUCGGAACUGGUUAUGGCAAGACUCUCUGUAUGAUCCUCCCUCAGCUUCUCGAUCCGGAAGGAAUCUCCAUCAACAUAUCUCCUCUUAAACGACUACAGACCGUGCAGGCUGCCGACUUUCUGACGUGGGGAAUCCGGGCACUUUGCAUCAACGAAGAUACCCCAAAUGACAAUAAACUAUGGAGUAGCAUUAGGAAUGGUGACUUUAAGUUCCUCAUUGUGUCUCCCGAGCAGUUUCAAGCAAUUGAAGGCAAGUAUCCGCGACUCGCUCGGAUGCUCCGCGAGACGAAGUCAUCUCCCUUGAUUCAAUCAAUUAAACGUGUCUUUGUCGACGAAGCGUAUAACAUACACACGGCUGGGCUU
Molecule: messenger RNA, 441 nt
Organism: Desarmillaria tabescens
Lineage: Eukaryota; Fungi; Basidiomycota; Agaricomycetes; Agaricales; Physalacriaceae
Exons: 2
Biological process (GO): double-strand break repair via homologous recombination
Cellular component (GO): chromosome; cytoplasm
Molecular function (GO): nucleic acid binding; four-way junction helicase activity; 3'-5' DNA helicase activity
Source: RefSeq, a predicted model, not a curated record